Messenger RNA from Trichechus manatus latirostris (Florida manatee), 3918 nucleotides. It is a transcript of the gene ZNF792, whose product is annotated as zinc finger protein 792. The transcript has 4 exons. Bases 109 to 1908 code for a protein of 599 amino acids. Gene Ontology annotation, biological process: regulation of transcription by RNA polymerase II. The record is from RefSeq and is a predicted model, not a curated record. NCBI's taxonomy places the organism in Eukaryota, Metazoa, Chordata, Mammalia, Sirenia, Trichechidae. Gene Ontology annotation, cellular component: nucleus. Gene Ontology annotation, molecular function: DNA-binding transcription factor activity, RNA polymerase II-specific; RNA polymerase II cis-regulatory region sequence-specific DNA binding.
GCGCAUUUUACACGGGGGAGACUGAGGCUAGGAGUACGACCCUCAGCCCGAGGUAGCAGCCUGCCCGGGGCGAGGCAGGGUAGGUGGUCGGCUGAGCCCACGCGCCUCAUGACCGUGCUCCAUCCGCAGACUCCGAUGGCGGCGGCGACACUGAUGCACCUGGCGCAGGGCUGUGUGACCUUUGAGGAUGUGGCCAUUUACUUUUCCCAGGAGGAAUGGGGCCUCCUUGAUGAGACUCAGAGACUCUUGUAUUGCAAUGUGAUGCUGGAGAACUUUGCACUUAUAGCCUCACUGGGAAUUACAUCUUUCAGGCCUAAUGUAGUUGCCCAACUGGAGAUGGAGAAAGAGCCCUGGAUGCCUGACAGAGUGGACAUGACUCCAGCCAUGGCAAGAGGGGCUUAUAGGGGGCCUGGCUCUGGUUUUUGGCAUGGAAUGGAGGGCCAAGAGUCACCUUCUGAGCAUAGUGUUUUUAUAGAAGGAGUAUCACAGGACAGGAAUCCCAAGGCAGGUCUGUCCGUCCAGAAGGACUACUCUUGUGACAUGAGUGGCCUGCUCUUAAAAGACAUUUUGCACCUUGUUGAACACCAGGCAACACAUCCCAGCCAGAAACCAUACAUGUGUGGGGCAUUUGGGAAAGGGUUCGGGUUCAGUGCAAAACUUCACCAGCAACAGAUGCAACAGAAUGUAGAGAAGCCCAACAGAAGGGAUGAGGGUAAGACCUCCUUUGUGAAGACCUGCAGAGCCCACAUGUCAGAGAAGCCUUUCACAUGUAGGGAGGAUGGGAAGGACUUCAUGGCCAGAUCAGGCUUUCUCCAGCAUCAGGUCAUUCACAGUCUUGGGGAGCCACAUAGGAGCACUGAAAGUGUAGUGGGUGUUCACACUGUGCAGAGGAAUUACAAGUGCAGCGAAUGUGGGAAGACUUUCAGUGACAAAUCCACACUUGUUCAGCACCAGAGAAUCCAUGCUGGAGAAAGGCCUUAUGAGUGUGGUGUAUGUGGGAAAUUCUUUAGACAGACCUCCACCCUCAAUAUACAUCAGAGGGUUCACACUGGAGAAAGAUCUUAUGAGUGCAGCGAAUGUGGAAAAGCCUUCAGCCACAAAACCAGAUUUAUUCAGCACCAGAAAAUCCACACUAAAGAAAGGCCUUAUGAGUGCAGCGAAUGUGGGAAAUUAUUUAGCCAGUGCUCUAGUCUCUUUCAACACCAGAGAGUUCACACUGGAGAAAAGCCUUAUGAGUGCCAUGAAUGUGGGAAGUUCUUUAGGCACAUCUCCAGUCUAAUUAAACAUCGGAGAGUUCACACUGGCGAAAUGCCUUAUGAGUGUGGCGAAUGUGGGAAAUUCUUUAGCCAAAGCUCUAACCUCAUUCAACAUCGGAGGGUUCACACUGGAGAAAGGCCUUAUGAGUGCAGUGAAUGUGGGAAAUUAUUUAGCCAAAGCUCCAACCUAAUUAAACAUCGGAGAGUUCAUACUGGUGAAAGCCCUCAUGAGUGCAGUGAAUGUGGGAAAGCCUUUAGCUACAACUCCAACCUAAUUAAACAUCAGAGAGUUCACACUGGAGAAAGGCCUUAUAAGUGCAACGAAUGUGGGAAAUUCUUUAGCCACAUCUCCAGUCUCAUUAAACAUCGGAGAAUUCACACAGGUGAACAGCCUUAUGAGUGCAGUGAAUGUGGGAGAUUCUUUAGCCAAAGCUCCAGCCUCAGUAACCAUCGGAGACUUCACACUGGUGAACGUCCUUAUGGGUGCAAUGAAUGUGGGAAAGCCUUCAGCCAAAGCUCUGAUCUCAUGAAACAUCAGAGAGUCCACAGUGGUGAGCGACCUUAUGAGUGCAGUGAAUGUGGGAAAGCCUUCAGCCAAAGGUCUAAUCUGAUUCAACACCAGAAACUUCACAAACCAGAUAGGCCUUAUUAGUACAGCAGAUGUGGGAAAGCCUUUCAGCCUAACCUCAUUUGGCACUGGAAAGUUCACAUUGUACAAAGGCCUUAGAAGUGCAAGGAAUGUGCUCCCUCCUUGUUCAACAUAAUGACUGACAUCAGAGAUAAGCUCAGAGAAUAGUCUUUAUGAGGGAACCAUCAGCCAGAAGUUGAACCUCAUUCAUCCAAAUAUCCACAUUGGGGAGAUAUAAUUGCUAGGUAUGGUGGAAGCUUUCUGGAGCUGACUUGCAUUUUAUGACCAUGGACUCUGACCAGUGACCAGAGUUUGUCACUGCCAGUGUUUGUGGCAGAAGCCAUCCCAGUUCUACACACUGGCAGUCCUUCAGAGUGUGUCAGCCACUCCACUAUGCUCGAGAAAGGCAGACCUCUGUUAUCUCCUUCCAAUCACUGGAAGGAAUUGUGAGUAACCUGAGGCUAUUGGAGAGCAUUAUUCCCUCCCACUGUGACUGGUUUACUGUAGACCUGACCCAUGUUUGGCCACAAAGACAUGAGCUGGGUUCUGCUGUCGGCUUGCAGAGAUUCCCCUUUUUCAAAGACAUUGUUCUCAUGUGAUGCUCAUGGUGGAUUUAUUCAGCCUUCAAGUUACCCAACCCAACAAAUUCUUGCUUUACAUUGUUCUGGUUUGUGUAAUAAAGACCUUAUUGUUAAAGCCACCUUUAGUCUUUUGUGUAUGGGGGAUGGGUAAAGAACAGAAUGAAGGUCUACAAAACUAAAGGGUUCUCCAAUUUUAAUGCCUCAGAGGAGACAGCAGGAUGGCAGAGAAUAGCUCUCUGUCCAGAUUUGGCUCCAUUUGCAUUACUACCCAAGGCUUCUUAGGACAAUCUGUGGACUUAAUGUUGUAGUCUGAAUGCCAUGAAUUUUUGUAAACCCAGAGGUCACCCUGUGGAGGAAGUUGUAACCUCUAGUGCAUUUGAGAGCAGCAUGAAUUGGGUCCUUUGUUCUGAGGGCAUGCCCCACAUUCCCCAGCACUAUUAACUGGCUCUUGCCAAAGAGGUGUGCCCUUAAAUCUAACAUCUGGUAAGCAUAUGUCUCUAACUGUAAGUUCUACCGGGCCCAGGUGGGAACUAUAAUUUGUAUAGAAACACUGGGUGUGAUAGGGAGUAGGUGAGACUACAGCAAACUAGAGGGAAUCUGCCUAUUCCAAAAGUGCAUCCACAAAUGUUCCCUUGAAUGUGACUGUGCAGGAUGUGGGGUUUGCAGAAAUCCCUAGGACUUCCAGACUCUGUUCAAUGGUCAAAGUCACUGGCAGAGAAAACAAGAACGGUUUUUUGGAUUACUGUAGCUUCUCUGCAGCCUUCAUCUGAAGGCCAUUACUGCACCUGCAUAAAAAAGACAGAGAAGGCAGAUCAUUUAGUCCAGGGAUGUAGCAUUUGUGACAUUGCUAGCAUUUCUGAUGAAACAGGUGGAAAUGGCCUUCAUUGCUUAGCUUUUUUUUUUUUCUGCCAAGUCAUAAGGAGAGAGAGAGGACCAGAGCUAUGCAUUUGGUUUUCAAAGCUGGGAGGCUAGAAGGAUCAACUAGAGAAUGGAUAGAGACAGUAGAAUCCAAGAACUGUGCCUUUGGACCCUUCAAGUUUUAGGGGAGAGCAGGUAAGGAGUAGAUGGAAAAGGAGGCAGAGAAGGUGUAGUCAGAUAAAAGACCCAAGAGAGGGGGUGAUUCCCUUGGUCCAAAAAGUGAAUCAAGGAGGGAGUGGCAUCACUUCUUCCCAGGAGGGCCCCCACAAGCAGGGAUUGUGUAUAUUUUCUCACCUUAUGCACUGCCCCUAGGUGGGUACCUGAGCACAUGCUAGAUUCUCAGUGAAUACUUAAGAUGUUGUGACUGAAGAUGGCAUCACUGUAGCAACUGGAAAGCCCUACAAUUCACUUCCUAGGCUGUGCCUGAUUGUGAGAUCUCCCCAUCUCUACAACCUGCCUCUACAAAGCCUGCCUCCAGAUUCUGUGGCUUUCACCCUCCCCUGAAUGUCCUAAACGCUCCAUGUGAGCAGACUGA